UUUGUUGUUGCGUUGCUGCGUACAAUCGACCAGCGAAUAUAUAUUCUAUUGCUGUACCAUUUUGAACACAUUCAAAUUUGUUUACAUCUACCAGCAAGUAAUAAAGUUGAUAAUUGUCGUGUUCAGGAGAAAUUUGAAGCUUCUUUGGCUACUACAUCUCAUAAGAUGGAACAUCAAAAGAAAACUCAAAACGUGAAAGCAGUUCCAAAUAACAAAAAUGUUGAUUCAAUAUUAGCUGAAAAUAAUAAUUCACUGACAAAAUUACCCAAUUAUAGCGAUUCAAGAAAUGAAACCAACACUAACAAAUCAAAUCUACUGGGGGCAAAUAAUGAACGAUUUAAUAUUUCAUCACCGCAAUCCUCCGAACUUGAAAAUGAGGUUAUCGAUUUAACAUUAUCUGAUGAUGAUUCAACAGAAAUAAGUCCCACUACAUCAAAUCUAUUAGCUGCUGAUACUCAACAAUUGGAUGUUUCAUCACAAUCACCUUUCAAACUUGUAUUUUAUGAUAACGAAUUAAUUUUACCUGGCGAUGAUUUGAGAACUGAAAAUAAUUUUUUUACAUCUAGUUUAAUAUUUGAAAACUAUGAGGAUAAAUCUUAUUUAUUAUUAAUACCAUCCUCCGAACUUGUAAUUAAUGAUAACGGAUUAAUAUUACCUGUCGAUGAUUUGAAAACUGAAAAUAAUCCUGCUAUAUCGAUUCUAAAAUUUGUAAACUAUGAGGGGAAGUCUUAUAUUUUAUUUGAAUCAUUCUCCGAACUUGAAACUGAUGAUAACGAAUUAAUAUUACCUGACGAUGAUGUGAGAACUGAAAAUAACCUUAAUUUAUCAACUCUACUAUUAUUAAAUAAUCAGCAAUUGGAUGUUUCACCACAAACAUCACCCAGCAUUGAAACUGAUGAUAACGAAUUAAUAUUAUCUGACGAUGAUUGGAGAACUGAAAAUAAUUCUACUACAUCAUCUCUAUUUACAAAUACUGAAGAAGAUGAUAUUUCACCACAAACAUCACCCAGCAUUGAAACUGAUGAUAACGAAUUAAUAUUAUCUGACGAUGAUUGGAGAACUGAAAAUAAUUCUACUACAUCAUCUCUAUUUACAAAUACUGAAGAAGAUGAUAUUUCACCACAAACAUCACCCAGCAUUGAAACUGAUGAUAACGAAUUAAUAUUACCUGACGAUGAUUUGAGAACUGAAAAUAAUCCUACUACAUCAGCUCUAUUUGCAAAUACUGAAGAAGUUUAUAUUUCAUCACAAUCGUCUUCCAUACUUGAAAUAGAUCAUAAUCAAUUAGUAUUAUCUAACGAUGAAUAUGAAUGGAAAUGUUAUAUAGAAUGUACAGAGUUUGAUAAAUUUAAGAACAUUGUAAUAAAUAUAAAUCGUGACGUUUCCAAUACAAAAACGUACGAGAAAUUGGUUUUAAUAUUAGGAGAAUUGCUAGAUCACAUGGCAAAUGUAAAUCGUAAAGCUCUUUUUCGGUGGCAUAAUUGGUCAACAGUGCCAAAUAUUAAGAAAUUGAUUAAAAUAUUAUUAUAUAACCAGAAACGUUUGAUGCCUAAACCGAGAUUAAGGUACAUAGAAUAUCCUGAGUAUAACAAUAAUUUCUCGGAACAACAUUCAUUAAAUACAAUGGUAUCGGAUUUAAACAACGAAAGUGAACAUCAGGAACAUAGCAAUAAUUCCUCGGAACAACAUUCAUUAAAUAAAAUGGAAUCGGAUUCAAACAACGAAAGAGAACAUCAGGAAUAUAGCAAUAAUUCCUCGGAACAACAUUCAUUAAAUAAAAUGGAAUCAGAUUCAAACAACGAAAGAGAACAUCAGGAAUAUAGCAAUAAUUCCUCGGAACAACAUUCAUUAAAUAAAAUGGAAUCAGAUUCAAACAACGAAAGAGAACAUCAGGAAUAUAGCAAUAAUUCCUCGGACCAACAUUCAUUAAAUAAAACGGUAUCGGAUUCAAAUAACGAAAGUGAACAUCAGGCAUAUAAUAAUAAUUCAGGAAAACAACAUUCAUUAAAUACUAUGGUAUCGGAUUUAAAUGACAGAAGCGAAGAACCACCUAAAAAAAAAAUCACUAUCUUAGAGUAUUGGAAGAAAAAACUUGCCGCACGACAAUUAGCUACAAGUGUUCAAGAGCUUACUGUUGAAAAUGAAAGUGUUUCAGAUUAA
Rhopalosiphum padi (bird cherry-oat aphid) is the source of this 2160-nucleotide messenger RNA. Its product is annotated as myb-like protein F. The transcript has 3 exons. The record is from RefSeq and is a predicted model, not a curated record. NCBI's taxonomy places the organism in Eukaryota, Metazoa, Arthropoda, Insecta, Hemiptera, Aphididae. Bases 166 to 2160 code for a protein of 664 amino acids.